Messenger RNA from Carlito syrichta (Philippine tarsier), 1051 nucleotides. RefSeq names its product C-type mannose receptor 2. Gene Ontology annotation, molecular function: signaling receptor activity. The annotation marks the transcript as partial. The transcript has 8 exons. The record is from RefSeq and is a predicted model, not a curated record. NCBI's taxonomy places the organism in Eukaryota, Metazoa, Chordata, Mammalia, Primates, Tarsiidae.
UUCUCCCGGGGCCAGGAGCAGCACUGGUGGAUUGGCCUGCACACCUCCGAGAGCGAUGGGCGCUUCAGGUGGACUGAUGGUUCCGUUAUAAAUUUCAUCUCCUGGGCGCCAGGCAAGCCUCGUCCUCUCGGCAGGGACAAGAAGUGCGUGUACAUGACGGCCAGCCGAGAGGACUGGGGCGACCAGCGGUGCCCAACGGCCUUGCCCUACAUCUGCAAACGCAGCAACAGCAGCAAAGAGACGCAGCCCCCAGACCUGCCGCCCACACCCCUGGGUGGCUGCCCCCCGGGCUGGAGUCAGUUCCUCAAUAAGUGCUUCCAGAUCCAGGGCCAGGACCCCCAGAGCCGGGUGAAGUGGUCGGAGGCCCAAUUCUCCUGCGAGCAGCAGGAGGCCCAGCUGGCCACCAUCGCAGAACCCCUGGAGCAAGGUAGGACCAGCUGUGCGGUGGUCCUGCACAGCCCCUCGGCCCACCUCACCGGCCGCUGGGACGACCGGAGCUGCACGGAGGAGGCACAUGGCUUCAUCUGUCAGAAGGGCACAGACCCCUCCCUGAGCCCAGCCCCAGCAGCAGCACCCCCCGCCCCGGGCGCUGAGCUCUCCUACCUCAACGACACCUUCCGGCUGCUGCAGAAGCCACUGCGCUGGCACGACGCCCUCCUGCUGUGCGAGAGCCGCAACGCCAGCCUGGCCCGCGUGCCCGGGCCCUACACGCAGGCCUUCCUCACACAGGCCGCGCGGGGGCUGCGCACGCCGCUCUGGAUCGGGCUGGCCAGCGAGGAGGGCUCCCGGCGGUACUCCUGGGUCUCCGAAGAGCCACUGAGCUACACGAGCUGGCAGGACGGGGAGCCCCAGCAGCCGGGGGGCUGCGCCUACGUGGAUGUGGACGGGGCCUGGCGCACUGCCCGCUGUGACACCAAGCUGCAGGGGGCUGUGUGCGGGGCCGACGGUGGGCUCCCUCCCUCCCGGGGGAGCCGCUACCCGGGCAGCUGUCCCCAGGGGCUGGCCGACUCAGCGUGGGUCCCCUUCCGCGAGCACUGCUACUCAUUCCACA